Cottoperca gobio is the source of this 1707-nucleotide messenger RNA. Its product is annotated as collagenase 3. Bases 466 to 1707 code for a protein of 413 amino acids. Gene Ontology annotation, cellular component: extracellular matrix. Gene Ontology annotation, molecular function: metalloendopeptidase activity; zinc ion binding. NCBI's taxonomy places the organism in Eukaryota, Metazoa, Chordata, Actinopteri, Perciformes, Bovichtidae. Gene Ontology annotation, biological process: proteolysis; collagen catabolic process; extracellular matrix organization. The transcript has 9 exons. The record is from RefSeq and is a predicted model, not a curated record.
UCUACUUUUCUAAAUGCUGCUGAGACACAAGUCCUUUAAUAUUUGUUAUAUUCUUAAGGUGAUAGGCUGAUUUUGUAAUUGUCUUAAUAUUGAUGUUUGAUUAAAUGUAGGUUCUUGCCUACACCAAGAUUUCUGGCCUGAUUUGAAAUGUUAGUAAUUUAAAAAGGGGUUGAGAAUUUGUUUGUCGUUACUUUCGAGAUAAAUGUACAUGUCAAACACCAGGGGUACAAAAAGAAAAAAACAUAAAAGACACUGUCAGCAUUUUAAUGGUGUACAACAGCUCAGCACACAUUCAUUACCUUUGAGUUGACUGCAGUAUUGCACAAUUUUGCAUACUGACUGAAUUAUCUCCAGGAAUAUCUACGGCACUUCUAUGGCUACAAGCCCAAGUCAGAGAGACAGAAGAGGACGACGGACACAGAUGGACCAGAUUGGACGACUGGACUCUGUGAUGAGGUCCAGAAGAUGCAACGCUUCUUUGGUUUGCCUCCAAGUGGAGAGCUGACCAAUGAGACUGUGGCAGUUAUGAAGAGGCCGCGGUGCGGUCUGUCUGACGUGGAGCCAUUUGGGGAGACAAUUCGCUGGAAGAAGAGCACCCUCAGCUACAGGAUCGCUGGCUAUAACCUCUCCAUCCCAACCUCAAAGGUUCACAAAAUCUUCAGGGCGGCGUGGAAGCUCUGGUCCAACGUUGCACCGAUGAAAUUUCGCAAGCGGAGGAGGAAAGAGGCUGAUAUUGCCAUCUCCUUCCACAAUGGCGACCAUGAAGACGGCUCACCAUUUGAUGGCACAGGUGGAAUCCUGGCUCAUGCUUUUGUGCCUGGGUUUGGUAUUGGUGGAGACGUGCACUUUGAUGCAGAUGAAGACUGGAGUUUUAAUUCUACUGGUUUCAACCUGUUUGCUGUAGCAGUCCAUGAAUUUGGACAUGCACUUGGCCUGCCCCACUCAUCUGAUCCCGGAGCUAUCAUGUACCCAGCUUACAACUUUGACCCCAAAGAUGAAGUACUGCUCUCCUUCCGCGAUGUAAAAGAUGUCCAACACCUGUAUGGUAUCAGUCCCAAUUUUGCUUCACUGUUUGCGAAAAGACCUCCUCCAAGAACACCUGACAAAUGUGAUCCAGAUUUGUCCUUUGAUGCUGUAACAGAAUUACAACAGGAGGUCCUGUUUUUCAAAGAUAGAUUUAUGUGGCGCAAACAUCCUCAGUUUGAUGAAACAGGAAUCACCCUGAUUAGCAGUCUGUGGCCAGACAGUGUACCUCACUACUUGGAUGCUGUCUAUGAGAAUGUGGAGGGGAAUCUUAAUGUGUUUUUCAAAGGUCAUCAAUACUGGGUGCUGAGGCAGUUAACACUUGAGGAGGGUUUUCCAAGAAACAUCUGGGACUUGGGCUUCCCCUCCAGAAUAAAAUCUGUUGAUGCCGCUCUUCACUUCAGAAAUGAGCGCUACACCGUGUUCUUCACUGGCCAUGAGUGUUGGAGGUACAAUGAGCAGCAGAAGAUGAUGGAGGGAUCACCAACACUUAUAGAACAGCAGUGGUCGGGGAUUCCAACUCCCAUAGAUGCAGCUGUCGUCUAUGAGGGACUUGUGCACUUCUUUAAAGGAAACAUCCACUACAAAUUUGACUUCAACUCCAAAUACGUGUCCUCGAGUCCUGCCAAUGACCUGCUGGAAUGCAGGGAGAACGACGACACUGAACAGACUCAGAUGAGAUAA